CUUCCAGGUUGGUUUCUCCACUAUUCACCAUGGAAGAGAACGGAAUGAAUGAUGGGACAAGAAUCACCUCUGUCGGAGAUGGGCCAACACCACAGUGGCCAGCAGCGGAAGCAAUGGCAGGAGCUGCAAACACGACAUCUGCAGGAGCUGCAGUGGCACCUUCACUAUUCUCGGCAGGAUUUUCAGUUGGCAUCCCACAUGCAGUCGUGGAUAAAAUAUGGGCCAGAUCCAAGCAAGCCCAGCCUAACAUACCCGAUGAUGUUAUCCGCUCGCUUAUUUUCAUUGCGGACUUGGUGGGUGCUAAAGCCCUUGUCGACGUAACCAAGAUUAUCGAUGAAGAGUUCGAAAACGAAGGUCUUGGUACUGGAAAUGCAGAUGGCAUUAGUGAGGAUGAACUGUUACUCCUUGUACCAAAAUUGUGAAAUCAAAGAAUAAAUUAUCGACUUUCAAGCA
Messenger RNA from Spizellomyces punctatus DAOM BR117, 453 nucleotides. RefSeq lists its product as uncharacterized. The coding region runs from base 30 to 422 and encodes 130 amino acids. The transcript has 2 exons. The record is from RefSeq and is a predicted model, not a curated record. NCBI's taxonomy places the organism in Eukaryota, Fungi, Chytridiomycota, Chytridiomycetes, Spizellomycetales, Spizellomycetaceae.